This is a messenger RNA of Vairimorpha ceranae, 408 nucleotides long. Its product is annotated as nuclear transcription factor y subunit c-2. Gene Ontology annotation, biological process: regulation of DNA-templated transcription. The record is from RefSeq and is a predicted model, not a curated record. The coding region runs from base 1 to 408 and encodes 135 amino acids. Gene Ontology annotation, cellular component: nucleus. NCBI's taxonomy places the organism in Eukaryota, Fungi, Microsporidia, Nosematidae. The transcript has a single exon. Gene Ontology annotation, molecular function: protein heterodimerization activity; DNA-binding transcription activator activity, RNA polymerase II-specific.
AUGAAAGUAGAAGAAGGAGUAAGAAUGGUUGCAUCAGAAGUUCCUAUAAUUUUUAGUUUAGUGGCUGAAAAAUUUGUUGAAGAACUAACGCUACGAGCGUGGAUUAAUACUGAAGAAAAUAAAAGACGGAUUUUACAACUGAAUGAUAUUUCUGUAGCAGUAAAAACAUCUGAGAUGUACGAUUUUUUGGUUUAUGUCGUGCCCAGAUGUGAAAUGAACAAUGUUUUUGAUAGAAUGCUUGGAUCUAGUGAUAAAUUAUAUCAGCAUAUUCCUGUUGUGCUUGGGAAAUCGCCAAUGUCCCUAAAAAAUAAUAUGUGCUCGUCUUUUAAAAAUAACGACCAGUGUAAUUUAAGCAUAGAAUACAUAAUGAAUAAAAAAAAAGAUGAAGAAGAUACAAAGGAUAUGUAA